AUGUCCUACGCGUACUUGUUCAAAUAUAUCAUCAUCGGAGAUACAGGUGUCGGCAAAUCUUGCCUCCUAUUGCAAUUCACGGAUAAACGGUUCCAACCAGUGCAUGAUCUCACAAUUGGUGUCGAAUUCGGUGCUCGUAUGAUCACAAUCGAUGGGAAACAAAUCAAAUUGCAAAUCUGGGACACCGCCGGACAAGAAUCGUUCCGUUCGAUCACUAGAUCGUAUUAUCGAGGAGCCGCCGGAGCCCUUCUUUGUUAUGAUGUGACGAGGCGAGACACUUUCAAUCAUCUUUCAUCGUGGCUUGAGGACGCUCGACAACACUCAAACAGCAAUAUGGUCAUUAUGCUCAUCGGAAACAAAAGUGAUCUGGAGGCUCGUCGAGAGGUGAAACGAGAAGAAGGCGAGGCCUUCGCACGCGAACACGGACUUGUCUUCAUGGAGACUUCGGCUAAAACGGCGGCCAACGUGGAGGAGGCUUUCAUCGACACGGCCAAAGAAAUCUACCGAAAGAUUCAAGAAGGAGUGUUCGAUAUUAACAACGAGGCUAAUGGUAUCAAGCUGGGACCUCAACACAGCCCAUCAUCGCCUAACUCUCCAGCUGGUGGUGCCGGUCUUGGUGGAUCUGGAGCGUCGAAGAUGCUGCCCCACAAGGCCCUUUAUCAAGCGCUGUGUCGAAUGGGAGAUAAGAUGGUUUACCCAUUGCUCCCGGCUUUCGCGCGACCAGCAUGGAAUCACGCGGCUGGACCCAAAACGGUUUUCUUUUGGGCGCCGACAAUCAAGUGGGCCUUGGUGGGUGCAGGAAUUGCUGAUUUGGCUCGUCCCGCUGAGAAACUUUCGCUUGGACAGAAUAUGGCUCUCGCGGCAACUGGCUCGAUCUGGGCUCGUUAUUGUCUCGUUAUCACUCCGGUGAACUACUACUUGUGUAGUGUGAAUUGUUUCGUCUUCUUAACCGGUUUCACGCAAUUGCUUCGAAUUGCGCAUUUAAGAUACACGAAUCCAGACUGGGAUAAAGAAAAGACGCAG
Messenger RNA from Mesorhabditis belari, 1023 nucleotides. The record is from the annotation of a GenBank genome assembly. NCBI's taxonomy places the organism in Eukaryota, Metazoa, Nematoda, Chromadorea, Rhabditida, Rhabditidae.